Molecule: messenger RNA, 942 nt
Organism: Blepharisma stoltei
Lineage: Eukaryota; Ciliophora; Heterotrichea; Heterotrichida; Blepharismidae
Source: the annotation of a GenBank genome assembly
AUGAAUACACUUGCCAAACUUCAGAUCAGUGAAGACUCGAAAAUCGUUAUUACUCCCAUCAUUAUAAUUUUAAGAAUUAUAUUAGAGCCUACACUAUUAUAUCUGCUUUCUUCACAAAGGCAGCAACAGUUUCUAAUAGAAUAUUGAAUAUUUUUUCAAUGUUUAUUAUACGCAACUGAGUUUCUCAAUCUUUUUGAUAGAUACAGUCACAAAUUCGCAAACUUCAAUAUAACUGGAAAAUUUCCAUUCCUUCUAAGCAUAUACAUCCUGUUUUGAACUAUUUUUUAUAAAGUUCUAAUUGAAGAUGUUUUGUUGCUUGAUGCCGCUCUUCCUAUAUACAUACUGUUUUGAACAUAUACAACCUUUUUACUUUCAUUAGUAGGGUACUUUUUAAAAGAACUCUUCGAAACAGCAAAGUUUUCAUUUCAUGCUUAUGCUUUAUUUGUACUCAUGCUCGCUAUUAAAGAAGUUUCUCUGUAUUCAUGGUAUAUAAUUAACGGCUUUAUUUAUUUUUUAUUUAGGCUUUGCAUAUUUACUACUAUCAUCACAGGUGUUAUCGGCGCAGGAGCUCAAUUUUUAAAAAUAUUUUAUGCACAAUUUUCAAGUACUCAUGAUUUUAUAAAAGCUUCGAAAGUGUUUAUUAAUGAUUGGUUGGCAUCUGACACAAAAGGUCUUGCAAAAUGCUAUACAAAAACAUUUGAAAUGCUUUUUAAAAUGAAUGGAAUUAUCCAAAUAAAAUUUGACAAAGCAUUUUUUCUUAAAAAUACUUAUCUUAUAGAAUGAUAUUUAAAUUUGGCUAUUUUUUGACUUGCCUUUCUAUUGCCUCUAAGAGAUGGAUUUUCGCAUUGUAGACGUAAUGAAUACAUUUGACUAAAUGCUUUUGCAAUGUUAUUUAUGGCAGAGAUGAUUUAUCAUUGCUUAGCACUAAUUUUAGGAUUAUAA